Messenger RNA from Mytilus californianus (California mussel), 878 nucleotides. RefSeq lists its product as uncharacterized. Gene Ontology annotation, biological process: cell-matrix adhesion. Gene Ontology annotation, molecular function: calcium ion binding. The record is from RefSeq and is a predicted model, not a curated record. Gene Ontology annotation, cellular component: extracellular region; lysosome. The transcript has 5 exons. Bases 98 to 727 code for a protein of 209 amino acids. Lineage: Eukaryota; Metazoa; Mollusca; Bivalvia; Mytilida; Mytilidae.
UAACCACUAGAAUUAAGAGAAUUUAUAACUACAUUUUAGUUUUGAUAUAAAAACGGUUAUCGUUUUUGGUCUAACUACAGUAUACUCUACAGUCAUUAUGGAGAUAUACGUUCUUGUAUUGAGUCUUGCUACACUUGUUGGCCAAGCGUAUUCGUGCUGUGUGCCACAACAGUUAGAGGGAACGGUUGGGAUGUCAAUUGGUCUGAACAAUAAUGGCAAUCCUCUGGCUAUUACGGCUGUGUAUGACAAAUGGGCAAUGGAUACUGCUAGAGGAAAAGGUUACUUUUCUGGAACAGUCUACGUUGGGGGUCAUGCAAUUCACCAAGAAAUUGUUCAGGAUUUCAAUAUUCAAGUACAGUAUGAAGCUGCUAUGGGAAACUGCACCAUAAAACCCUUCCCAUUUGAUUUUUCGACCGAAGGAGGAAUGAUUUGUUUGCCAUCUAGCUCAAAGGUAAUGUCGAGCUAUCAUGGUUUAGGAGAUGACACGCUCAAAGUUGACACGUACUAUAUUCCAUUUGAUGCAGGACAUUUUACCAUGUCAUUGACUACGAAAGGAUGCGCACCAGUAUCAGAAAGUUUCCAAAUAAACGAUGGCGUCUUCAAUAUUGGUUUCAUGGGACUUACAAGUGGCAUAACAGACCCCUCCGUGUUCGAGUUGCCUUCCCCUUGUAAGGAGGGGUCGAUGAGAAAGAGAGAAAUACGACAGUCGCCAUUCGUUCCCAUCUGAUGGCAAAGAACGACGAAGCUUGCUUAUUCAACAUUGUAUAUAACUUCUCUGAAAUCAAAUGGACCAAUUCAAUACUUUUUUCCUUUUCAAGUCUACAAAUUAUGAACACUUUAACCAUGUACAAUUAAAAUAAACAAUCAUUUACGUUUUA